AUGAUUCCUUUCACGGGGAAAACGACACUGAAGCAGUAUGUGCCUGGAAAGCCUCACCCAGAAGGUCUUAAGAACUUCGUGCUGGCAUCACCGCGAGGACUCGUUCUCGACUUCGAAGUCUACCAAGGGAAGAAGCUUGACGACGGAGGCGCUGAAGGCAAGCCAUGGACGGUGGGCGAGUCUGUGGUGAUGAGACUGGUGCAAACCUUGGUUCCGGGGACAUCCGUGUACUUCGACAGGUACUUUACAACGUCCCGCCUCCUGGAACAGCUGGAGGCUCGAGGGCUUCACGGGACUGGUACCAUCAAGAAAAAUCUGGUCCCGAAGGAGGCCAAACUGCCGACAGAGAGGGAACUCGCCAAACGAGGAAGAGGGACGUCUGUGUGCGCUGUCCGCAGUGACGACGCUGUAGCGUUCACGGCCUGGCAAGAUCGCAAGAUGAUCCUGUUGGGAUCAACCGAACACGGCGUCGAACCUUCAGACACCUGUAAAAGGUACCAGAAGACAAGUCGGUCGUACAUUGACGUAACUCGUCCUGCAGUCGUCAAGGCCUACAACGCCAACAUGGGAGGAGUGGAUCUGAAUGAUCGGAUGAUCGCGCACUAUAGGUCAGGUGCGAGAACUCGGAAGUGGACGGUAAAAACAAUCCUUCACUUCUUCGACUUGUCAGCUGUCAAUGCGUGGCUACUGUACCAGCAAGAUGCCGAAGAAGCCGGCAUCAAGGGUGCCGAGGUGAUGAACUUCCUCCAGUUCAAGUAUGCCCUGGCGAUGCAGCUCCUGAAGGGCAUCAGCUCCGAUGGCUCAUCCCACAGCAGCUCAGGAAGCAGCGACGUAGACGAGCCUGACGGACCGGAUCCAAAGAAGCGCCGUCGAGCCACAGUGCCAAUGCCGUCACCAGCUCGCCUGCGUUCAGGGAAGCACCUCCCCAAGUGCCACCCUCGGAAGGAGUUUAAGCGGUGCAGGAAGCCCGGGUGCCAUCAGCAGACAGGGAUGGAGUGCCGCAGGUGCAAGAUCUUCCUCUGCUGCCGCCCGGAUCGUGACUGCUUCCAUCAGUUCCACGAGGGAGGUUCGAAUGUGUAA
Amphibalanus amphitrite is the source of this 1080-nucleotide messenger RNA. Its product is annotated as piggyBac transposable element-derived protein 3-like. The record is from RefSeq and is a predicted model, not a curated record. The transcript has a single exon. Bases 1 to 1080 code for a protein of 359 amino acids. NCBI's taxonomy places the organism in Eukaryota, Metazoa, Arthropoda, Thecostraca, Balanomorpha, Balanidae.